CGCGGGGUCGAAGCGGCCUUCCCGGAGUCCUUUGCGCGGCACCUGGCGACAAAAUGGCUGCCCGAGGGAGACGGGCGGAGCCUCCGGUCCGGGAGGCCCCGGGCCCCGCGGGCGGUGGCGGCGGCGGGAGCCGAUGGGCUGAGUCGGGGCCCGGGACGUCGCCCGAGAGCGGGGAUGAUGAAGUGUCGGGCGCUAGUUCGAGCCCUGUGACGGGCGGCGUGAACUUGUUCGCCAACGACGGCAGCUUCCUGGAGCUGUUCAAGCGGAAGAUGGAGGAGGAGCAGCGGCAGCGGCAGGAGGAGCCGCCCCCGGGCCCGCAGCGACCCGACCAGCCGGCCACCGCCGCCGCCGCGGGUCCCGGGGAUCCGAAGAGGAAGGGCGGCCCGGGCCCCACGCUUAGCUUCGUGGGCAAGCGCAGAGGCGGGAACAAACUAGCCCUCAAGACGGGAAUAGUAGCCAAGAAGCAGAAGACGGAGGAUGAGGUAUUAACAAGUAAAGGUGAUGCAUGGGCCAAGUACAUGGCAGAGGUGAAAAAGUACAAAGCCCACCAGUGCGGCGAUGAUGAUAAAACUCGGCCCCUGGUGAAAUGACCCCCCUCCCCCGCCUGCCCACAGCCUGGGACUCUCUGCGAUGUACAUAACUAUUUAAUGCAGCGGCAGCGAGGCAGCCUUUUUCCCCCAAGGACUUAUACACAGAAGGAACCGAGAUGCUUCCCGCAGCUGCGGACGAUUCUCCAGGACUCUUUUUUUACCUUGAGCACUUGCCUCCUGAGACUUAAUAGAACAGUGGUUUACUGUCCCCUCUCUUCCCUUCUCUUCCUUCUCUCUGGCCCUUUCUGUCUUCCUCUUCUCCCCCUCCCUUCCCUCCCUUUAGCCGUCACUUCUGGGAAGUAAAGAACUUGAUUUAGUGCUGGA
Molecule: messenger RNA, 914 nt
Organism: Phacochoerus africanus (Common warthog)
Lineage: Eukaryota; Metazoa; Chordata; Mammalia; Artiodactyla; Suidae
Gene: TRIR
Product: telomerase RNA component interacting RNase
Exons: 3
Coding region: 54-590 (178 amino acids)
Molecular function (GO): 3'-5' exonuclease activity; 5'-3' exonuclease activity
Source: RefSeq, a predicted model, not a curated record